This is a messenger RNA of Aureococcus anophagefferens, 1275 nucleotides long. RefSeq lists its product as hypothetical. The record is from RefSeq and is a predicted model, not a curated record. Bases 1 to 1275 code for a protein of 424 amino acids. NCBI's taxonomy places the organism in Eukaryota, Pelagophyceae, Pelagomonadales, Pelagomonadaceae. The transcript is spliced from 3 exons. Gene Ontology annotation, molecular function: glycosyltransferase activity.
AUGCUGGGCAGCCUCCUGGCGACCCACCGCCUGCAGGUCGCCCGGACCCCGGCGCCCCUGCCGCCGGCGCGGCCGGCGGACGAGUUCCACGUCGUCUUCAGCACGGACUGCGGGAAGUACCAGGACUGGCAGAGCGAGGUCGUCUACCACAGCGCGACGCUCGCGGGGCAGCCCGGGCGCGUCACGCGCAUCGCGAGCGGCUGCACGGACGCGGAGGCGGCCAAACUCCGCGCGCGCCACGCGGAACCCGACCUCGCGGGCCGCUUCCUCGUCCACCUCACGCCCCACUUCUCCACGGACGGCGACAGCGGCAAGGACUACAAGUUCUACAACAAGCCCUACGGCCUCCGGCACUGGCUCGGGGCAGGAAAAGGGCACUGGCUCGCGCGCGCGGACCUCGGGGACGACGCCGUCGUCGCGCUCAUCGACCCGGACUUCAUCUUCCUGCGGCCGCUGACGGCGGACGUGAGCAACGCGUCGGCGAUCCUAGCGUCCGCGCCCGUGGACGCCGCGGCGGCCGCCGCGCGGUUCCGCCGCGUGAAACGGGGGCAGCCCGUGGGCCAGUUCUACGGCCUCGGCGACGGCUGGCUCAAGUUCGACCUCGGGAAGAUCUGCGGCGCCAAGAGCCGCUGCGCCAACGUCACGUCCGCCGAGGCCUGGCGCUACUACAGCGUCGGGCCCCCUUACAUCGCGCACCGCGACGACCUGGCGAAAAUCGCGGACCGGUGGUGCGAGUACGUGCCGCGCGUCUUCGCCCAGUACCCGGAGCUGCUCGCGGAGAUGUACGCCUACUCCAUGGCCGCCGCGGACCUGGGGCUGCCCCACCUGCGCCUCGACCACUACAUGGUCUCGAACGUGAACGCGUACGGGGAGGCGUGGCCGUGGAUCGACGGCGCGGCGACGUCGUCCUGCGACGUCACGCUGCCCCAGCGGCUCUGGCCCGGCCACGACGUGCCCGUCUUCGUCCACUACUGCCAGGGCUACCGGUUCCCCGACGCCGAGCGGGAGCUCGUCUUCGGCAAGCGGCGCCUGCCGCACGACGUCUUCUCGAGCUGCGCGGGCGAGCGGCUCCCGCGGCCGUCGCCCGCGGAGUUCGCGCGGGACCACGGCGACCUCCGGGCCGCGCCCGCCGUCGGCCCGCCGGGCCGGGACCUGCGGGACCGCAAGCGGCGCGCGUGGAUGUUCUGCGCGGCGACGGACGCGCUCAACGCCGUCGUCGCCAAGUACGGCUUCCUCGGGCGGCGGACGCGGUCGGACGGCGCGCCGUGCGACUAG